CGCUGUAAUGUCGCAUGUCUCGAAUGCGCUGAGCACUGAGCGUAUUUGCCACAAGCGAAAUGCUGUGAAUUCAAACAUUAAGCAAACACUAAUGCCAACAACAAUAACAACAACAACGGGGAGCAGCAGCAACAAAGACGUCUCGAAAUCAAUGCACUGUCUAAAAUGCGCAGCGACGUGUGUUGCGUGUGUGUGUAGCAGCGUUUUAGGCGCAGCGCCGAAGGUUAUACACCAGCAUUGCUGCCGCAGACACAUAGCCAUCAUUAAAAGCAUGUUGCUAUAUACCUAUACAUACAUACAAUACACACACACACACAGCAGUGUGUUUCAACGCUCUAAGCAGCUAGCAGCCGGAGCCGCCACAUUUCUGUUGUGCCGCUGUGUCGCGUGGUUAACGAGUCGUGAAAAGCCCUUUGGCGCUUUGGGGUUGUUUCAUACCAGUCAUUUGCAUGUGUGUACGUGCUCACAUUCAAAAACAUCCAAACACACGCACACUCCUCUGUAGCUGUUGUGUGGCAGUUUUGUGUUCUCCUUGUCGCCCCGCCGGCAUGUGCUAACGUCGGCAGCACAAACAAAUUCACAUAAAAUGUUGUUGAAAUUAUUCAGCGUCGCAUUUGUAGUCGCACUUCCAGGCGCGCUUUGCGAAUUUCUUGCAAUUAUGUACUCUGUAUGCCUCUGGCGCCUGUGUUGCAAGUUACAUACAGUAUGUGUAUGCUGCGUUAGCAUGAAGCUGCGUUGUUGAAAUAAUUAUUAAAGUUAAUUUCACUUAAUGCACUCAAUUCGCAAUGCAAAUUUAUACACUUUUUGUGGAAUAUUUUAUACUUAAGACUAGCUAUUACAUCUUAAAGCUACGAACAGCUUGGUAUUGUGGUAUAAGAAAGUAUAUUUUUUUGACUACUAAGCACUUUUGGAUUUCCUUAUGACUAUUUUUAUUAAAAUUAUUAAUAUAAAACUGCCUUUUAAUAAUCAAUCCUUGAGCUAAGCUUGGAAAUAAUGUUUCAGUUACCUUUCUUUUCCUCAUGGUCCACUUUAGAACCUUUAGUUGUCAAUUUAUUCUUUGAUAAUCUGGAAACUUAUAUAAUUUAAUGAUAAUCUGUGUUUAAGAAACCCCACCACUAUUGAAGGCAUUUGGUAUGCACCUAACUGUACUACCUUCAGUUAUUGUGAACGUGUAAUAUGUAAUUUAAGCAAAAAAAUACUGUCUCUCCGCGUUUUCGUCAGAGCAUCGUGACACUUUAAAAGCUUAAUGAUUUUCACAACCUAAUUUAUCAAAAAAAAUAUUAAAUUCAUUCAUUCAUUUCAUUCAAGUUGGCUUUUUAUAGUGAGUAAAGAUUUCUGGUGGCAUUCUUAGUAUGUCAGAUCCCUAACUUAUAUAUUUUCCAUAAAAUAUUUUAAGUUUCAAAUGUUAUUUCAAAAUCAUUUGAUCGGCCUUUAGAGAAUUCGUAAAUCAUAUAUUUCAGCAGCAAACUACUUUGAAAGUCGAUAUUAAUCUAAUAACAAAUACAGAUUUCUUAAUAUUUGACACUAUCGUCACCUAACUGAUUAAUUUUCCGUAAGACCAAUUACCGUUAUACCAGUAUUAUAAUCGAUGAAAACCAAAACCAGUUUCCUUUAUAUAAUUUCUUAUAAAUGUUUAUCAUAUACCGAUAGGAUCAUAGCGAAUAAAAUAUAUAUUCCGUCUCUACUUCUUGAGAAAAUCUUGUUCAAGUUUUUUACAAUCUCUGCUAUUUCUCGUAUUUUGUGGAAAUUGGUCACAAAGAGAACUAUAGUGAAUGAGUUCCUAGUAGAAUCUUGAAUUAUCGUCUUAAUAUAUUGAAACUCCUCCCAUGUUAUUACACAGUGUUUUGGAAAAAUAUAUUGAAAAAGAUUCUAGAAGUUCAAUAUUUAUAUUUAGAUCCAGGAAAUCCUUUGAGUACUGGUACGUUAGCACCACCUACCGGAUCCACAUUUUAAACUCAUACAGUUAUGCAGAUAUUAACGUGCCACUGACACGAGAAGUAUUCCCUCUUCUCGACUGUAGUCCCAUUUAGCGGAGUAAGUACUUUAUGUUUUUCCGACGUUUGUUUAACUUUCUUGGAAAUCUGUAAAUAGCUUCGCGAAUGAUUAGUACCUGUCGAAUAUAAAUAUCACACUUUUUGGUUAUAUAGAACUCUUUGCUACUGUUCACUUUGUGGGUCUUGAACUGAUACUCUUUUCUCAUGAUAAUGGAUAGCUUUGAAUAUUAUUUUAUUUAUUAUUUUUCGGAGAUUUAUAUUUGGAGUUUUUGUGUAUGUCGUAUGACAUGUUAUAUCAGGUUUUCAAUUUUCUUUGGACCUAGCCUUAUAUAUUUAGAAGAUCUGCCACAAGAUACAGUUCGAUAACGUAGUCCAACUGGUAUCUGCCACCUUGAUGCCACAGUUAACUAACAUAAUAAACUAUGGUGUAUAUUCUACAAAGCCUUCCUUAUCCGCACUCUCUUAUUGUUUUCCCAUCUUAUAACUUUCCAACAUAUCUUUUUUGCAUAAUUGCCUCAUCAUUAGUAGUUUAACCUAAGGCGCUUAAGCGCAGGAAUCAAGCAUUGAGUUCUCUAAGCCUAGAGAUUAGGGAAUUUUCUAAGAACUUUAGCCAGCCACUUGCAUUACAAUGUGUCUCCAAAUAGAAAAGGGCACACAAAGGCGCCGAAAACAAUGCAAAGCAAAUGAGAAAACAAAAAUAAAAGUGGAAACACAAAAAAAAAAAAUAAGAAAGCGAAGUGCCGAAAACUUUGCCGAAACUUGCAGCUAAUGAACUUUAAAUAGACCUAAGCAUGCCAGCAGGCAUAGAGAACUCUCGCAAAAAUUUCAUCAAAAGAUGUUCAAACUUCGUGACGCACACGACAAACAAAAAAAAAAACAUAAACCACAUCCUCGAAAGGUGUAGCAAAUGGUAAGAAUCGACAACUACUUGGAAACGGUCCAAGCAGCAGUGGGGCAACUUUUUCGAGCCUAAAGAUUGCCUUUCUCUGAGUUUUAUUUUUCGGUUAAGCUAGUUUUUUUUUUUGUUGUUUUUCUCUCGCAUGUCGCUGCGAAAAAUAUGCCGCACACGUUUUCUACGCAUAUUUUGCGACAAACAAGCUGAAAAAGACAAAUUAUUUUGCUCAGAGCGAAAUCAUGCCUAUACCCUUUGUGCGCCACACAUUUUCCAACUCACUCGCAUUUUCAUAAGUUUUACACGUGUCUCUGCCGCUGGCGGUCCACCCGUACAUUUCCGAGUUAUGACUGCGCGGCGCCUAAAUCUAUACUAUGCCUAGGCUAAAGUAUUUUAACAUUAUCGAAGUAUUCAAAGAGAUGACAAAGAGCUUCGUUAGUUUGUAUUGUUGUGCUAUUUAAGUUGUUAUUGUUACUGCCGUUAUGACUUGUCUUAUGACCGUUAUAUAGCAUUUUUUGUGGACUAGCGAAAGUCGUCACAGCAAGUAUCUUUGGUCUUUUUAACGGUAGUGGGUGCAUACAUAUAUACUAUGUAUGCUAUAUGUUCUGUAGUUCUUGCUGUAUGUACAGCAUGGAUAGCCAACUUUGAAUUCUUUGAAGCGCCGACAGCAAAACUUUUUCGUUUGUUUAGUAAGAAAGGUAAAAAAAACAUAGAAAGGAAGAAAAUGUAAUAAAGUUUGUGAUGAAAAAUAAAUAAAAUGGAAAAUAAAAUAAUUCUCUACUAGAAAAUAAAAAUUCCAAAUGCUAGGCACGUUUUCUGCUUAUAAAUGACUCAAAUAUGUGUGCCACUUUUCAGCAUCUUGUUAUCUGCUGGCUAUUACACUAGUUCACAUGUGCUAAGGUAGUCUGUGUGCAGUUACACUUUGUUUAUACAAGCAUUAGGUUGUCAUAUAUCUCCCUUCCGCUCUUUUGCUCUUUAUUCAAUGCUUUAUAGAAAGUGUUACAGUGAUCAGAUUUAGUUCAAAUAUGCUGUAUGCGGCAACUUCAUAAUACCCCCUCGUAUAAGACUCCCUCUUUAUUUGCGAAGAACUCGGACAGCCACUUUUCAAAAGCCUCUCUUGUGUUCAACUUUACACUACCAAGGACGUUCGCCAUGGAAAAGCUAUGUGUAUAUCAUCAACGAAGUGUGUGGUCUGGCUUUGUCCUGGUGGAACACUACACCCUUCCUGUUGGCCAAUUCUGGACACUUCUGGUCGAUCGCCUGCUUCAAGUGAUCCAGUUGUUCGCAGUAAAUGAUAGAAUUAAGCGUUUGGCUGAUAGUGGAUGAUUCCCUUCCAAUCCCACCAAACACACAGCAAAACCUUCCUGGCCAUCAAUCCCUACUUGGCCCCUGUUUGGGACGAUUCCCGGCCUUCGACCACGACCGUUUUCGCUUCAUAUUGUCGUAUGUGAUCGAUUUUCCGUCGCCAGUCACCAUCCGCUUCACAAAUGGGUCGAGUUCGUUCCGUUUCAGCAACAUAUCGCAGGCGUUGAUUCAGUCCAGAAGAUUGCGCCAAUCAUGCGGCACUCAAACAUCAAGCUUUUUUUGUAUCCAGCUUUAUGUAGAUGGUUUAAAAUGGUUUGGUGACUAACUCCCAUCUCCUGCGCGAUGUCAGGAGAUGCCACAUGUCGGUCUAGGUCGAUGUUUUCCAUUAUUUGAUUGGUAUUCGUGGUCAUAGGUCUUCCGCCGGCUGGCUAAUCCAUGGUGUCGUUGUCACCCGCUCUGAAUCGUUCCUCCGUAGUUCGAAGUGAUAGAGUACCAUCACCCAAAACACCAUUAAUCUCACCGGACGUUUCUGUAUCGGAUUUGCCUUUAACGAGGGAAUCUUUGAAAUAGCGCGAAUUUCGGCUUUAGUGAACUCCAUGUUUACAUGUCUAUAACUGUUGAACACAAUAUCCAAACUAAUCAUGCAUUGCAUCGUUUUGUAGGAUAUGUCAAGGCCUUUCAAAGAUGUAUAGUAUUGCCAGAUACGAGCUCUUUAGCGCUUUAUACAUAGCCGAAAAGGCGGAAGGAAGCGAGAUAUCCAUUAAAGUGGGUUUUCUUUUUGCACGAAGCUUCUUCAUUCGAGGUUUAUUAUUUAUUCUAUAUUUUACUAAUUUUCGUAAAUAAAUUUGAAAUCACACUGGCUGUAUAAACAACAUAUUUAAUUUGGAAUUUAGUUUAAAAAAAAAUUUAGAAUUUGGCAACGCUACAUUUUGUUAAACACAAAACAGCAAAAUUGUAAUGCUAUUUUUUUCUAUGAGCUGAAGCAGCAUUGCAAACACAACCUACAACACCAUUUUGACUUGUUUUUGAUUUUGAUGAAACAACGAAAAAACACCAACAAAAAAAUUGCGUGAACUUGACAUGAAAAUCAUGAUUGAUCGCUUCUGAAUGACAACACCGAUACAAAAUGGCGUUUUUGUCACUUACUUUGUGUGCGAUGCGCAAUACAUUUGUCAAUCAAUCAAAAUAAUAAAAAAAAUAAUGUGAAAAUAAACGUUAAUUUUCCAGCUGGAAUAGAGUACAUAUUAUAUUUCAAGCAUAUGCUUGAACAGCAUUGCCGCGAGUAUACAAACGGCGCUGCCAAAAGCUGUCAAAACCAAAGCGCGUUGAGCGUAAAAUGCAAAUGAGACAAUUCAUUAAUUAAGUAGCUAAAUUGUGAUGACCAAAUGGGAUGAAAUGUUAAGGAAGGAAAAUUAUUGACAAAAAAAUUAGUUAAAAAUAAAUAAUAAUUCUAAAAAAAUUAAAUAAUUACGGAAAAUACAUAACAAAAAAAUUAAUAUAUUCGAAUUUAAUAUGGUACUAGCUCUGCUCAGACCUAAUCGCCGUUACGUAAUGCUCAUUUAAUUCAGUUGUCAACAGUUUUGCUGUUUCUCAGCUGCGAAUUUCGUCCGCAAAUCAAUACAAAGUAAGGCAAAAGAAAAAAACAUAAAAAACCAACAACUGCGCGGCUGAAAAAGUCUAACCUUAACAUGCAAAAACUUGUUGGUCGCCUUCAGAGUAGAGUACAGAUAAAUCCACCAUCUUCACGGCGGAGAGAGUUAAUUGAGUGUGCGGAUUAUUUGUAAGCUGUAAAUGCGUCUUUGAUUGUCGUCACCACCUGCUGUGCGUUGGAGGGGAGCGAAAGGCAAACAAGCCGAAGUAAUAAGAAAUUAGACGAAAAGUAUGUACUUAGCGAAAGUUGCAAAUAAGCACGCGUAUGCUAGCCAUUCUAUUGACUUUCAUUAACGAGCAAAUGAGCGCCAUGGCGUAUGAGUGACGUCAAUUUGGUAUUGGCAUAUGUGGGCUGGCUGAUUAUGUUGCGCAGUAAUUUGCAACUUGCUUAAGUGCGUGUUUUGUGCCGUUUUGCUCACACUCAUUGGCAGUCACUCACUAAGCAAUACUCAGUCUCAGUCUCUCUCUUGUACAUGCUGAUAAAACAAAAAAGUGUAAAAGUUCCAGUUGAUUAAUUUGCUAUGGUUAAUUGGGUUUUACCAAACUUUUUUGGUAAUCGAAAUUAAUUUUUUGAUAUUUUCAUUAAGUGGCUGAGUAAUUUGUGUGAGAUGUGUGGUAUUUACUUUAAUGAGUGUUGAUAUUGAGUUGGGAAGAGACACAUAUUUGAGGUUAGGGAUGGAAUUUUUUGCAGAUUUAUAUUGCUGGCACUCCACAUAACGACUUUAUUAUUUCUUUUAUUAAAAAAGUUGAAUAGAAAUAGUAUUUAAAAAAAGACCAAGGUUGCCACAUAUUUUAAAUAUAUUUUUAUAAAUAACCUUAAAGUUGGACUUAUAUUUUAAGAUAACUUUUUCCGCUAACCAAUAGAUUUCACUACAAAAAUCUUAUUUAUAAGCGUUGCCAGAUAUAUUUGAUUAAAAAAAUUAAAUAACUACUUCUAUACUUCUUAGAAUGAUGUUAUACACUAAAACGCUUAUAUCUAAAGCUUUUUACAAGAAAUAUUAAUUAUAAGAGUUGCCAGAUGGUUUUAAGUUAAAAUUUUAUUUACUUAAAGAAUAAAAAUUUUAUAAAAAUUUACAUACUAUUUUUGAAAUGAUAACGAAUUUAAGUAAAGCGAAAAUUUGUAAACAGGGUUGUCACCUUUUUUUAAUAUUUUUCAUAAAAAUUACUUUUAAAAUUUUAAAUAUUGCAUAUUGUUAUAUAUAAAAUAGAUAUUACAGUGAUAUGGCUUUAAGAGGUUGCCACCUGUACUGGAAUAUUAAAGAAGAAAUUAUGCAUAGUUGAUAAAAUCUUCGAAAUACAUGUGUUUUUAAACAGCAAAAUUCUUUAACUCGACAUUUUUCAUCAAACUUUCAUUUUUUUCUUUUUGUGUGAUCACACAACCACUAGCUGGUACUUUUAUAAAGUAAAAAGUAAUUCUAACAAGCUAGCAUACAAACUAUGUGUCUCACUCUCUUCACAAUCUGUACACAAGCUGCCACUUACAGCUGCAACCACACAAUUUAAUUGCAAAUAUGCCAAUGCAACUCAAUUUACUGCGCUUGUCGCGGAGAUUGACAGGGAAAUAACAAUUUCGGUUUUAUCUUCGCCGCACUCAAUCACUUCCGCUCCAUUUUCGAUAUUAAAUAGCUGCAGCUUUUACUUAGCCUCGCCUACAUACAUACAUAUAGAAAAGCUAGUGUUGGCGCCAAAUAAUGUUAUUUUCCUUAUUCACUUUCCUUACGCUGCAAAUUGCCAGCGCAACCUCCUUGCCAUAUCUGCGAUCUGCAUUUAAGUAGCUGCGCUGUUCGUUCAGCACAGAUUCGAAACGCUGAUUGGUAUUUGCACGAAAUUUGCAGUGACGUGCUGCCACUCACACUGUUUAUGGAGCGGUUUUUUUCGAGGAGUAGAUGUUGCAUUUUCUAGUCUCGCUUUUGACCAGCAUAUUUGUCUUUUGUGGAAAGUGUGCCAUUUUGGAGUGCUGAUUUUGAAGUGAUUUCCUCAAAGCUGCCAACUUCAUCAUUUCAAUAUACUUUGGGUAAUUUUCUUUUGAAAGAAAGCGUUUUUUAUCACUUUUGAAAAAUCUUUUGAGACAAACUUAUAGUAAGUGCUCGUAUAACACUUUUUGAAUUGGCUUCGUUUUUCAAACAGUGAAGAAGUACUAAUACCUCACUUACAGUUGUUUACUGGCUAUUUGUCUACAAGCAAUGAAACUUCUUGCCUUAAUUGCUGUGUUUUUUUAAUUAUUUAUAUAAUUAGUUCUUUAAAAUCUUUAAUAUACCUUGCCAGAGGCCAUACCCAUUUUCACAAAAAGGUUUCAUCCUGAGGUGAUCCUUUAUACCAAAAUACUUUAUACUUUAUUUGUGGCUUAGUUAUAGGCUGUGUGAGGUGAGGCUGUGUGUCCAAUUACUCCCACAUACGAAUACACACAUACAUAUAUUCUUUAAAGUCAUUCAUCGGUGUUAUGGUUGUUGAAAGUCUUUAACCGUAUAAAUAUUCGAGACCGUCCUUUAAUAUAUUUAUUAAAAGCUAUCCUUGGAACGGCUACUACUUCUAGAAGCAGAUUUUUAGAAAUGUUCGAAUUUUAGAAUUGUUAAUAAUAUAUACAAUUUGUUGAAACCAUGUUUAAGAGAGGUAUUCUCGCGACGAACAUGUUAUUGUGGUUUUUGUUUGCGGUUAUUUUUAGUUUUUCCAGCAUUCUUUAUUUUGAAACAGUUCUUGGUAAAAUUAUUGCAUAUAAAACAUUUUAUAUUACUUUGAAUUACAUACUGAACUGUUUGGUACUAAAUAUCGAGCCCUUACCGCAAAAACACAAACAUGCGAACGAUAAACAAAGGGUACAGAUGGUGGUAAGCAUUUUGGUAUUUCUAACACUUCCGAUUUUUUUAUUUUUGACCUUGCAAAAUAGUCAGCGAUGAAUAAGAGUGGUUUAAAAAAUAAACUGAUUUUUUUUUUUGGUACUAAAUAUCGCGCCCUAACCACAAAAGCACAACAAAUGUUAGCAUUAAAGAGUGUUAGGCUGAUUAAAGCAAGUCGAUGUACAGGGUUUCUAGUGUUGUCAAACAUAAUUUCAUAGUUCUUGAUACAAUGGACCAUUGAACGACUUGCAGUAGAGUUCAUCUUGUCUUUGUUCUAACUAUUUAUUAUUCAAUGAAAAUUAAUGUGUUUAGGAUACAAAUUGCAUAGGAACCCUAAUUGCCGAAAUUGCAGCUUACGGUUUAUUACUUUCCAAGUGGAUCAGACUCUGUAUCUAGCCUUAUCUAGCUUGUCACAACAGAAAUCAUCAAUCCCGUAGGUGCAUGCAUCCUGCUCUCUAACGAUAUGUACUAUAUAUUUAUUAAAUGUAUCAGGACUCAUUCCUCACGAGUAUAUUAGAUCCCGAACAAUGAUAUAUUUGAUAUUAGAGGCUUAAGACACUCACUGUUAGAAACACCCUGUAUUAUAUGCCGAAUUCAUCAUGUGUGGUUUGAUGGCGGCAGCAAAAAUUAAAGAAAUUUAUUGUAUAUGCUGCUUUGAUCGGAUAAUUCUGUUCAGUUUCAAAUUGAAAUCAUAACUGUAAAGUCUUCUUUCGGUUUUUUAUUUAAUAAGAGUCAAAAGCUUAGUACUUAGAUAUACUAAUAGUAAUAAAAACAAAGAAGAAGUGUGAAUUAAUUAAUAAAUAGCGGAGUUAAAUCUGUAAAACAUUCGGUGAAAAAAUAUGAACGCUUUAAAUUGCGUCACACACCGCUCUCUCGCUUGCUUUUUCAAACUACUUGGGCCCUUCAUAAUAUUCAACUUGAUUUCACAGACAUUUCAAAAGACAAGCGCAUCAUCACAGCAUCUGGGACAAGCUUGCUACGACGCGCGCUGUGAAUGUAACAGUUUUGAGCUUAAAUGUAGUGUGUAUGGCGUUUAUAUACGUAUCUACAGCAACGAGGCAGUGAAUAAUUACACGAGGAUCACAAUUAGCUGUAAAGAUAAUACAAAUUUUAAGGAAUUACAGCAAGCGCAGUUCCCUUACCGAUUUCGCCAAAAUGAAGCUGAUUUCAAACUAAUCAAUUGUGUUGUAUUUCCGGAAAUAUUAAGGCGCACAAAUAUUAACUACGCAGGUACUAUCACAUUCGACGUUGCUUUUCCUGUUCCUGUGCGUUUUUUACACAGCGCGGUUGGUUUACAGCGGUUGGAAUUUCAGUUGGUAGUUAAAAGCAGCUCCGCAGAUAUAUUGCCGGUACAACUUUUUCACAACCAAAGCGCAUUGAGAGAACUUAAGUUAGUAUUGUCUUGUGAGCCUUAUGAAAUAACACUACCGUCGCAAAUAUUCCAUACGCUGUACGUACUGGAGGUGCUUUUAGUGACAGCUAAUAUAUGGGACCAUACAGAUAAAAAAACGGUGCUGCGUAAUUUAACAGCGGAACAUUUUCGUGAUACAACGAAUUUGCGUAAAUUAGAUUUGGGAUGUAAUUACAUGCAAACAUUACCAAGUGAACUCUUUUUCACACUAACCGAGUUAAACGAAUUGACUCUACGCAAGAACAAUCUGACGACGUUGCCAAGUGGUAUACUGCACGCGCAGGAAAAACUUAUAAAGCUUGAUCUUUCUAGAAAUCGGUUGCAGACGCUACCACCUGGCAUCUUUGAUACGACGCCGCUUUUGUGGCAGCUUGAUUUGAGUCACAAUCAAAUGAAUGUGCCUAAUAAUAUUAUUGCAGCUAUCCAACCAUUGCGCUAUCUCUACCGACUUAAUUUGUUUCGCAAUAACAUUACAGACAUUGCCGGCGCUGGUGAGUUUCAAAAUCAUACACUAUUUUCGCGUCAUCAAAUAGGUGAAAUUAGUGCAGCGCCGGUUUUUUUCCAAUACUAUGUAAAGCAGCUAUCGAGCCAAGUGAAGCCCUACAAUAUGACUUUAAUCGAUCUGCGUUUUAAUAGCAUCAAAAUAUUUCAUGUACGUGAUAUCAGUGCUGCUGGUGUGAGAUGCCCCUAUGAACUCGAUAUAAGUAAUAAUAAAAUAGAGCGUAUCUAUGAGUUAAGUAAUUCAGCGCACAAUUAUGGGAAGUGUACGCGUACAAUAACAAUAUGGGACAAUCCACUGCAGUGCGACUGCACAUUAUCUUGGAUCUACAGAACAGAAAUUUCGAUGUUCACUACCGGCAAGUGUGUUGGGCUCGAUGGACGUAUGCAUAAACCUUCGUUUGAGAAUCUCUCUAUUUGCGAUUGGAAGCCAAGGUUUUGCCCCACCGUCUGCAGUUGCCACUAUGACUCGCAAAUGCUGCACAUCAACUGUACACACGCGCGUUUGGAGAGUCUUACCGAGUUGCCGCGCCCAGAGCAGGUUUCUUUAACUCAGAGCAGUCUUGAUAUUUCGUACAAUCAGUUUUAUGAAUUACCUUCGAACUCGACAUUCGGUUAUGCCAAUGUAACGCGGUUGUGUGCGGCACACAAUCGACUAGAGAAUAUACAAAGCGCGCACUUGCCGCCGAAAUUGGAAGUGCUUGAUGUGCGCAACAAUAGUUUAGAGCGCUUGAGCGACAGUUUCAUACAAUACUUUCUCAAUGAGAGCGCCACUUUGCAGGAGCUUUAUCUCUCUGAGAAUCCAUGGCUCUGCGACUGUAGCGCUAAGCAAUUGCUGAACUACGUGCGCACGCAUCGUAAGCGCAUACCCGAUGUGGCGCUCUUGGCUUGCGCUAAUCUAGAGAAUAUCAGCUUGCUGCAAGCGCGCUACGAAGAUGUAUGUGUGCCUGAAUCAAUGCGCUUGGCGUGGUUUCUUUUCAGCAUAUCACUGGUAAUUAUUGUGUUCAUUAGCCUAAUAGCGCUUUAUUAUAAAUAUAAUUUGGAGAUUCAUGUGUGGCUGUAUGCGCACGGUAUAUUUCUCUGUUGCACAAGCGAGCAUGAGUUGGACAAGGACAAAACAUUCGAUGCAUUCAUAUCGUAUGCCCAUCAGGACGCACGUUUUGUUAAUGACAUUCUAUUGCCCGGUCUCGAGCAGGGUGAACCACAAUUUAGCGUGUGCACACAUGAGCGCAAUUGGCUGGCGGGCGCUUACAUACCCGAACAAAUUAUUGAGUCUGUCGCUCAAUCGCGUCGUACGAUUAUUGUACUAUCACAACAUUUCAUCGAAUCGGAUUGGGCGCGCAUGGAAUUUCGUACGGCGCAUCAGUGCGCCUUGAAUGAGCGACGUUCGCGCAUUAUUAUAAUAAAGCAUGGUGAGCUUACCGACAUGACGGCGCUCGAUAAGGAGUUACGCGCCUAUUUGACUAUGAACACCUACUUGGAGUGGGUAGAGCAUCCAUGGUUUUGGAGUAAGCUGCGUUAUGCAAUGCCACAUCGCAAGGGAGAGGGGCGCAGUGCCGGCAUGCUUGAGUUGAACGAACGUCGGAGAGCUUAUGUUAUUGGCGAUGUGGAGCGGAAUACGUUGCGUCAACUAGAUCAGUAGUAUUUACAGUAAAUUAGGUGUGAAUAAACUUCUUUGUAUUUUAAGAUUCAAUUUAUAGUCAAUAUUUUCAAUAAAGGUUUGAUCGUAUUUAACUUUAUACUGUACAAAAGGCUAAAUUAGGUUUACAUCGCUGAACGAAAUUGCAGAUUAGAGCUCGUGAAGGUGAAUUCUUGAUCUGCGUUGUAGACUUAUACUUUUUUAACUUCAUCGGAGCCAAUUUUUAUAUAGAACAAGUAGGGAAAUGUUAAGUUGGUGUGUUCCGAACAUUUUAAAAUAAAAUAAUAAAAAAAUAUGCAAAUCCAAUCUCGUGGUUCUUAAGAUAUGGUUUUGACACAGAAGUGGGCGGCGCCCAGCCUAAUAUCAUUUUGUUGUACCAGUUUGAGGGCAGCCUUUAAGUAAGUUGAUAUAGGGUUGAUAUAACUUUAAUAGUUUACGAGAUAUAUACAAAUAUCCGUUCAAUUCUGAUCGCUUUGGCAUAUAUAACAUUAUAUCUAACUCGUUUAGUUUUAGGACUUACAAACAACCGGUAUGUGAACUUAUCUAGUAUGCUGUGUGAAACAUGUUGCGAGAGUAUAAAAAUCCAUAGAAUAAAUAUUUA
Messenger RNA from Zeugodacus cucurbitae (melon fly), 12824 nucleotides. Its product is annotated as protein toll-like. The record is from RefSeq and is a predicted model, not a curated record. The transcript has a single exon. Gene Ontology annotation, biological process: toll-like receptor signaling pathway; innate immune response. Lineage: Eukaryota; Metazoa; Arthropoda; Insecta; Diptera; Tephritidae. Gene Ontology annotation, cellular component: membrane. Gene Ontology annotation, molecular function: protein binding; transmembrane signaling receptor activity. The coding region runs from base 9515 to 12226 and encodes 903 amino acids.